This is a messenger RNA of Penicillium mononematosum, 1455 nucleotides long. RefSeq lists its product as uncharacterized. NCBI's taxonomy places the organism in Eukaryota, Fungi, Ascomycota, Eurotiomycetes, Eurotiales, Aspergillaceae. Bases 1 to 1455 code for a protein of 484 amino acids. The record is from RefSeq and is a predicted model, not a curated record. The transcript has a single exon.
AUGGAGCGCAAGCUAUCAGAAAAAGCAACUGAAAUACGACGCCGUCUGACCUUCACCAGAAGCAGCUCCACGCGAGGCCUAGAAUCCACACUGGUCUCGCCUAUUGAUGCCAGCCCAUCAAGCAGUCGCCCUCGGUCAACGACGAAUUCCGAGUCUCCCACGCACGACGGGCCAACGUGGGACAGCAGUGACCCCAACCCCGAAGGGGGUUACAGUUUCACGGACGAGCCAGGCUACUUCCGCCCUGCAUCGCCGCUUAUCGACCGCCAAGAGAUCGAAGAAGACCUCGAAGCUGAUAUCAAGCAUGCAUGUGCUAUGCCAUCCCACAGCAUUGAUCGUGGGCUUCCAACAGGAUUCACCUACCGGAGUGAUGUGCCAGUCCGGACAGAUGGACAAAAUCCCGCUGGUCAGCCAAGUGGCGAUGCAGCUCCUUCACCCUUAAAACAUCAUGCCAUUCUUCUGUCGGCGCCCAGACCAAUCAAGCCCGAAACAGAAAGUACCACGAAACAUGAUUCCGGAGUCGGUACGAGCUUCAAUUCUCCCAACCAACCAGGUAGACCAUACGACCACAGCGUAUCGGGCACAGAUACCUCGGCACGGUUCUAUAACAAACAACCCUCCGCCUCACCACCGCACAACGCAUCAACAGGACCCCGCGUCCGGAGCCAGAGUCUAGCAACAACAGUCGAAGACAACCAAAGGGAAGGAGCCAACUCUUCAAGUCCGGUUCCAUUCCCAUACAGUCCUUCUCAAUCCAACAGCGAGUGGAUAUCCAAGCCAACGACGCUCGACAGCCCAGUCAGCUCGCUCAAUGAAAGCGAACAAAAGUUCGAAGCUACCGAGUCCGAGCUCGAGACAGAGCCAGAGGCCAACGAACCUGAGACAUCCUCUUCAGCCAUACCACCACACAAAGCGCCACACCUUGAUGGGGCAGGCGGGGCCUGGCUUCCCGCUAGCAGAGAAAUCCACCUCAUCAACGCAGAAAAACCCACAGCAAUCGAACCCAAAACGACAAAGCCAUUGACCCGCUUCUACAGUUCCUGCAACCAAACGACAGGGUCAUUCAACUCCCGUGAAUGGCCGACGAAUUUCCGGGAGGAUCGGGAGCCGGGUGUUUACGGCAAGGUCCCAUCAGAUUCACCACUAGGCGCUGGAAGGGCCACAGUGUCAAGACCGCAAACAGGUAACCCGAGAUUGGGCAGUGCUUCGACGAAUGAGGAAAAAUUACCUGGCAGAUACCCGUACCAAUCGUUUGGCGGGUCCAGCCGCGGGAUGUCUUGCUCGUCUUCUUACUUGGGGGAUAAGUCUAAACACCAAGAGCGUGUUUACUCUGAUGUUAUGCCCGGUUCGCCGCCUAAAAAUAACCGGCGGAAGAAGGCUUCGCUUUUGUUAAGGAAGUUGGCCGGGUUUGGGGCGAGGACGAAGGGCAAUGACAAUGGGAAUGAGGUUUGCUGA